AUGGCAAUCUUCGAUUCCGAGAAGCGCCCUCGCGGCCUUCGUGUGCCUUCGCUCGCAGCACUGAAGUCUUCAGCAACGAAAUCACAAUUCUCUUUCCAAAAGAAAUCCGACUUGCCAUCGGAUUUGCCGUCUGACUUGCCGUCCGAUGAAUCAACCUCGCCUAAACCGGCAGCCUUUCCUGCCCCUCCACCACCAAAGCCGGCCCCCCCCGCCGGACAAGGAACUACCAGUUCCCCCGAAAGUGGACAUUCCAGCCUCAUCCAACAACCCAUACUUCCCUCCAAUUCCCGGAAAUGCAAUCCCAGAACGACGCCCAGUGGAACGGGUCCCUGUCCCAACGCAGUCUCCCCCUCGGAUGACAGUGACAUACUCCCCCCACCUCAAGUCCCGACCCUUGCUCAGGCCCCAGCUCCAGCUCCUGCCGAUGAGCCCAACUCCCCCCUGCCAGAAGACUUCAUCCCAACCCCCGACAGUGCCGAACCGCCACUAGCAGUCCCAGAACUGCCGCGCGAGGAACUGGCCCCCUCACCCUUCGUCCCUCCGGAUGUUGAACCCGUGGCGCCGAAAUUGAAUGAGAUCCAUCUCACAUGCUACCAGCAGCACCGCGCUAUGCCCGUGGCGCAGAAUACGUGGUGUCCAAUGCCGUGUAUGACCUGUCAGAAAUUUGACAUUGAGAUCCGGCAUCGCUGUGUGUUCUGCUGCUUGCGCAUUUGCGAGUCGUGUUACCAGAUCCUACAGAAAUGUAAGAAUCGUUCGGUCGAGGAGUUGGUUGAUCAACUCGUAUAA
Molecule: messenger RNA, 786 nt
Organism: Penicillium crustosum
Lineage: Eukaryota; Fungi; Ascomycota; Eurotiomycetes; Eurotiales; Aspergillaceae
Exons: 2
Coding region: 1-786 (261 amino acids)
Source: RefSeq, a predicted model, not a curated record